Messenger RNA from Megalops cyprinoides (Indo-Pacific tarpon), 1824 nucleotides. It is a transcript of the gene rgmb, whose product is annotated as repulsive guidance molecule BMP co-receptor b. The coding region runs from base 413 to 1747 and encodes 444 amino acids. Gene Ontology annotation, molecular function: coreceptor activity. The record is from RefSeq and is a predicted model, not a curated record. Gene Ontology annotation, cellular component: plasma membrane. The transcript has 3 exons. Gene Ontology annotation, biological process: BMP signaling pathway. NCBI's taxonomy places the organism in Eukaryota, Metazoa, Chordata, Actinopteri, Elopiformes, Megalopidae.
GGGGGAGGCAAAUUUUCCUGGUGUGAGAGAUGUGUUGUGUGCGUGUCUAGGGUGAGUGCAGAGCAGAGAUUGAUCGGAGCACCGAGACGAGCAACGACAGGAUACUGCCAACACCAGCCCAACGCCAAAUCUUGUUUAAAAACAAACUAUCGCCCACGCAGGUGACCAGACAAGGACUGUUGCUGAUUGGACUUUUCCCACUACUUUUGUUUCGUCCACUGCUAGAUUUACUCUGAUAGUGGACUCGUACGCUUCCUGCACCCGCUCCGUUUUUAAUGCAAUUGCGCGUCCGAGGCGUCGGGAGCGCAGUGGGAAGGAGGAGAGCAGAGGCCCGAUUUCCCGGCAUCGCGGCGAGUCCACCUCUGUUUCUCCCGUGGAGUAUUUGAGUCCCUCACCACCGCGACCUGGAUGGAUGGGUAUGGGGAAAGCAGGAUUUUACUACCCAGGGGCUGACCGCCUCCUUCACCCACCUCCACUGCUGUCUCUCCUGGUACUGAUCACUUUCUCAUCCAGGGUCCAAAUAGGGGAGUGCCAAGUACAGACCCCGCAGUGCCGGAUCCAGAAGUGCACCACGGACUUCGUGUCCCUCACCUCCCACCUGAACCCCUCGCUGGAUGGCUUCGACACGGAGUUCUGCAAGGCGCUGCGGGCCUACUCGGCCUGCACGCAGCGCACGGCCAAGAGCUGCCGCGGCAACCUGGUGUUCCACUCGGCCAUGCUGGGCAUCAGCGACCUCAUGAGCCAGCGCAACUGCUCCAAGGACGGGCCCACGUCCUCCACCCACCCUGAGGCCACCGUGGAGCCCUGCAACUACCACAGCCGUCGUCACGGCCCGCGGGCCGCCGACCACCCGCGCCCCACCUACCUCUUCUGCGGCCUGUUUGGGGACCCCCACCUUAGGACUUUCAAAGACCACUUUCAGACCUGCAAGGUCGAGGGGGCGUGGCCCCUCAUCGACAACAACUACCUGUCGGUGCAGGUCACCAACGUGCCUGUGGUCGCUGGCUCCAGCGCCACGGCGACUAACAAGAUCACCAUAAUCUUCAAACCGUAUCAAGACUGCACCGACCAGAAGGUGUACCAGGCGGUGACGGAUGACCUGCCGGCAGCCUUCGUGGACGGCACGGUGAGCGGCGGCGACAGCGACGCCCGCAGCCUGUGGAUCGUGGAGAAGGCGCCCGGGCGGCACGUGGAGAUCCACGCCGGCUACAUCGGCGUCACCGUCAUCGUGCGGCAGCUGGGCCGCUACCUGACGCUGGCUGUUCGCAUGCCCGAGGAGCUGGCCGCGGCCUACGACGAGACACAGGACCUGCAGCUGUGCAUGAACGGCUGCCCCACGGCGGAGCGCAUCGAUCGGGACGGCCAUCUCCCGCUGCCCGUGCUGGGCCUGCAGCAGCCUGGGCUCCAGCACCAGCAGCAGCAGCAGCAACAGCAGCAGCAGCACCCCCGGCCCAGCCCGGGUCACGUGACCGCCCGCGGCGGCUUCACCCCGGAGACCGCCAUGGCUAAGUGCCGAGAGCAGCUGGAGGUGAAGGACAUCUACUUCCACUCCUGUGUGUUCGACCUACUCACCACCGGGGACGUCAACUUCACCUCCGCCGCCUACAACGCCCUGAAAGACAUGGAGACGCUCCACCCCAAGAGGGAGCGCUGGCACAUUUUCCCCAGGGCGAAUUCUGGGCCCAUCCCAGCACCCCUCCCCUCUCAUCUCCUCCUGCUCCUCUUUCUUGUGGCCAUACUUUUGUAGGAAUUUUGUCUACGAACAUUUUGAGAAGAUUAAAUAUAUAUUGUCAUAAUAUAUUGAAGAAGAAACAAAAACAAAAA